Molecule: messenger RNA, 5908 nt
Organism: Actinia tenebrosa (Australian red waratah sea anemone)
Lineage: Eukaryota; Metazoa; Cnidaria; Anthozoa; Actiniaria; Actiniidae
Product: intraflagellar transport protein 140 homolog
Biological process (GO): intraciliary retrograde transport
Cellular component (GO): ciliary basal body; axoneme; intraciliary transport particle A
Molecular function (GO): protein binding
Source: RefSeq, a predicted model, not a curated record
GGUAGCCAUUGGCGGACAUUUACAUUUUCAAGUUUGAAAGUCAUUAUAUUUUACUUCGAAUUUAUGGAGAAAAUGUUGAAUUAGAAACACUUUAAGCAACAAUGGACUGAAAGAUAAACUUGGAAGGCUUUAUAUUUGGCUUUAUGACCCAAAAAGCGGUGGUUUUUGCAUUUGGAUGUGAGAAGACCUGUUGGAAGGAUUGGUGAACUUUGCGUGGCAACCGAGUUUGUGUUUACAUGCGUUGAGGAUAAAAUUGGGAAAAUAUUCAAGGAAUUCAACCAGAAAAAAGCAGGAAACUUUCAAAAAAUCCAAAGACUAGAAGCUGGUGGGAAUAGAAAGUAUUAUUUGUCAACUACGAGACUGUUGGUACGGCCGUAAACAACAAACAAUCAAAGAAAGUCGCCAUGUUACCUCGCUUGCUGUCAUUCGUAUUUACAAAUUUUCCAAAGUGAAUGACUAAUUUGUCUAAGAAAUAUAUAAGUUGACCAAGAAUCGUACCAUUAAUCAUUAAAAGAAGGUUUUAACAAUUCUACAGAGACUCUAGAAACUUCAUUUUUGACUGCAUAUAUCGCCUGGCGAAACACUUUAAUUCAUAUUUAAGAUUUUCUGUGAAAAUGGCUGUAUAUUUUGAUCACAAGAUCCAGGCUCCGAGUGUGGGUGUCCAGACAGACAUUGCUUGGCAUAUUAACUAUCCACUGCUUGCUGUUGCUUCUAAGAGUGAGCCUGGAGUUGGUGGAGCUGUUAACUUCUUUUUGGAUGAGGGUGAACUAGUUGAAGACUCCUCAAUCCAACGUUCAUGUGAAGUGACUGCAUUUACAUGGCAUCCCACUAGAAAAAUCCUUGCAGUUGGCUGGGAAAGUGGUGAUGUCUUAGUAUGGAAUGAACAUGACCAUGAACUCCAUGAAGCAUCCUCUGUUCACUCUUCGGCAGUCAAAAUUAUUGAAUGGAAUUCAAAUGGAAGUAAAUUAGUUACUGGUGAUGAGAAUGGAGAUGUAGUAGUAUGGAAAGCAGACCAAAGAGGUAGACUAAAUCAAACCCCAGUCUUUCAACACAAUGUCCAAUCUGCUGUCAAGACAUGUGUCUUCAAGGCYGCAGGAUCAGAAUCGACUAAUGAUGAACCUUCAUGGAGGAAAAGUAAACUGGCUGCUCUUUCACAAGCAUCUGUAGAUAGUUCCUUUUUUGUAGGAACAGUAAAUGGAACAGUUCAUUACAUGGAUGAUAAAGGCAGAUGCACUCAAUCAUUUACAACAGAAGGCCCUGUUAAGACUUUACUGUACACUGAAGGCAAAGACGUCUUAGUGACAGUUACAGAUGGACUCAUGUUAUCACAGCAUACUGUAGCAAAAGAUGGCUCAACUACUGAAAUUAUGAAGGUAAAGCUUAGUGGACAGGCAGCAAAGAGUCAAAUGAUAUGGGCUGGGAAACAGAUACUAGCUACAGCAUCAGGGGAAAGUCUCAUAAGAAUGUGGGAUUUAGAUCAAGAUGACAAUUUUGUUCUUUCUCUCGAUGGUGGUGCUUUCGAGAGUGGUGAAUGUAUCAAUAACAUCACCUACAAUAAAUCCAAAGGUAUACUUGCUGGUUGUACCAACAAAGGUAAAGUAGCCAUGUGGAAGUACAUGGUGUCUAAAAGUAAGACUGAUGCUCAGUCAAGAUGGGAAUUACAGCCAGCAUCAGUACUAGAAGGAGAAGCAGAACUCACUCAAAUACAGUUUGCAGGCAGCAAGAACCUACUGGCUGUCAACUGUGUAGCAACUGUCAUUAUCCUAAAUGAACAGGUUAUGAAUGCUCACUACAACCUAGAGGUUGCAGCAGUUCAAGUAUCCCCAAGUCAGCUGACAGUGGAGAACUUUUCUAGCUCAUUCAAUCAGGACUUGAAAACAGAUAUCCACAUCAAGGGAGUCUUUGUUACCAAGUCUCAUACAACCAUUUGGAAUGGAAAAAGGAUAGUUGUUUAUGAAGUGUCUCCUGAUAAAGCCAUGGUCAGAGCUGAAGGCUCAUUCAACUCGGAUUCACCUGUUGCUGUAGUUCACGAACAGAGUGUAUACACCAUUGAGCCAGGGAAGAUACAAGUCAGGACUUUUCAAGGUACAGUGAAGCAGAUCCUAUCUUUCUCAGAGACAGAAGGAGAUCCAAUAUUACUUGAUCUGUGUGGCAACUACCUUGUUGCUGGUACUUCUCUGGGUUAUAUUAAAGUAUGGGAUUUAUCUAGGAGAGAGGCCAAACAACAUUGUACUCCAAAGAGUCUUAGUGAGUCUAUCUCAGACCUUGGCAAGCUGAAGUGUGUAAAAUGCAACUGUAAUGGAACCAAAGUCAGCAUCCUGUCUGAAAAGAAUGAUGUAAUAGUAGUGUCUCUGUUCAGUAUUCCUGAAAAUGGAACCCUGUUGCAAGAUUACUUUUCAUUAGACUCUACACAGAGCAAAUUAAUGGGUGUACAAGUUCCGUUCAUGUUUCUAAUGAGAAAGGGUGGUAAUGAAUCUAAGAAUUCCCCUGAGGCCAUGCCAGCCAUAAACGCUCCAGCCUACCUCAAUCGAAUGGUGAUUAAACACACUAUGAAGGAUUUUAUUGGUCUAGAGAAUGCUAAUGAAGAGGCCAAGAAAGCCAUGAUGGAUUUUAGUUACCUGUCAGCUAUAGGUAACAUGGACGAGGCCUUUAAAGCUAUCAAACUGAUCAAAAGUGAGUCAGUAUGGGAGAACAUGGCCCGAAUGUGUGUAAAGACCAAGCGUCUGGAUGUAGCUACUGUGUGUCUAGGGAACAUGGCUAAUGCACGUGCUGCCAAGUCUUUGAGAGAGAGUAUGCAGGAACCUGAACUAGAUGCCAGAGUAGCAAUGCUUGCACUACAGCUGGGAAUGUUGGAGGAAGCUGAAAAGCUGUACAUCAACUGCCAAAGAUUUGACCUUCUGAACAAAAUGUACCAAGCAAGCAACCAGUGGACCAAGGCUGUUGAGGUAGCAGAACUGCAGGAUCGCAUACACCUACGAACCACGUACUAUAACUAUGCCAAACACCUGGAGGCAAUGGGAAAUGUAUCCGGUGCCAUUAACAACUAUGAGAAAUCCGAGACACAACGCUUCGAAGUUCCUCGAAUGCUGCUAGACGAACCACAACAGCUGGAAGCUUACAUACUCAAGACUAAAGACAAGGAGUUACGAAAAUGGUGGGCGCAGUACAUGGAGAGUACAAGUGAGAUGGAAACCGCUCUACAGUUCUACGAGGCGGCUCGUGAUAAUUUAUCGCUCGUUAGGGUCUACUGUUACUGUGGAAACCUAGAAAAGGCUGCAGAGAUCUGUAACGAGACUGGAGAUCGAGCGGCUUGCUAUCACUUGGCUAGACAGUUUGAAAACCAGGAUAAUAUAAAGGAUGCAAUCCACUUCUACACGAGAGCACAGUGCUAUAGCAACGCUAUAAGAUUAGCCAAGGAUCAUGGCUUGGAUAAUGAGCUGAUGAAUUUAGCACUGCUUAGUGCACCCAAAGAUAUGAUUGAAGUUGCAAGUUAUUACGAGAGCCAACCCAACAUGCAGGACAAGGCAGUAAUGCUCUAUCAUAAGGGUGGUAAUAUUACCAGAGCGUUAGAUCUUUGCUUCCGUACCCAACAAUUCGCUGCCCUUCAAGUCAUAGCAGAAGAUCUGGAUGAGAACACAGAUCCCGUCAUGAUUGACAAGUGUGCUGAGUUCUUCAUUGAGCAUGGCCAGUACGAUAAGGGUGUAGAUCUCUAUGUCAUUGGCAAAAAGUAUUCAGAAGCGCUGGACCUCUGUUUGGCUCAUAACGUAACGAUCACAGAAGAACUUGCAGAGAAGAUGACAUUGCCAAAAGGAGAAGCAAACAGAGUUGCCAUGCUGGAACAAAUCGCUGAAUGUGCUAUGCAGCAAGGUUCCUAUCACCUAGCAACCAAGAAAUUUACACAAGCUGGCAAUAAAAUGAAAGCAAUGAAGGCGCUUCUCAAGAGCGGAGACACAGAGAAAAUCGUCUUUUUCGCUGGUGUAUCGCGACAACGCGAGAUCUACGUGAUGGCGGCUAACUAUCUGCAAUCGCUGGACUGGCGGAAAGACCCUGAAAUCAUGAAGAAUAUAAUAGGAUUCUAUAACAAGGGACGAGCGUUGGAUCUUCUGGCGGGAUUCUAUGAUGCAUGUGCACAGGUGGAGAUCGAUGAGUAUCAGAACUAUGACAAAGCUUUGGGUGCCAUGACAGAAGCCUACAAGUGUAUGGCUAAAGCCAAGGUGAAGAAUGUCAUUGAACAGGAAGAGAAAGUUGCCUUCUUGAAACAGAGAAUAGGAUUAAUCAAGAAGUUUGUACAAGCAAGAAGGGCGUACGAAGAAAAUCCAGAAGAGGCUAUCAAAAGCUGCCAGCUUCUACUGGAAGAACCUGACCUAGAAACGGCAGUAAGAAUAGGAGAUGUGUAUGGAUUAAUAAUAGAACACUUCGCUCGUGAACGAAACUAUCCUAAGGCGUACUCAUUCAUGGAAGACAUGCGUCAACGAGUCCCAACAGUCAACAUGGCAUACUAUGUCAAUAUCAAAACAAUAGAAGCCGUCCACAAAUCCCUAGGAGUACCCCUUGGGCGUGGCAUGGGUGCUGAGCGGGAUAUCAAGGGAGGGAUGGACGAGGAGGAUGGCGAAGAAGUCGAAGAGGAAGUCGAAGAAGAGAUUUUUAACGGACACGACGAUUAUUGAUUAUAAUCCAAGUAGACUAAGAUAUAAAAAUGAAGAACAUUUUGGUAUAUAUUUAUUGACUAGAAAGAGUGAAGUGACAACUUUUAGAUAGGUAGACUUGUUGAUAAGCACUGACAGUAUUUGGGGAACAUGCUGUCAUAGUAUUCUUUAAAUUCCCUGAAUAUUGCUAUAUAAGUCUUCAUUCACGUAAAGGUAGAAUGAGUCACCCUACCUUUGAGAAAUACUUUUGAGCCAGAGACCGUUCACAUGAAGGAAGGAUGACCCUGAUGCUAGGGACAAGUCUUUUGUUUUCCUUCCCCAGGGGACACCAAAAACAAGAGAUAGCCCUAGCAGUAGGAUUACCCUACCUUAUGAGAGACUGUUCACAUGAAGGUAGGGUGACCCUGGUGCUAGGGAAAACUCCUUUGGGAAUACCAAUAAGAAGAGAUAGCCCUAACUGUAGGGCCACCCUACCUAUAUAUAAACAGCUGUAAUCCGAAAUGCUUUUUUGAGGGCAUUUAUAAAAAAGAAUGGGUUUUGAAAACUCCUUGAUUACUUCUUGAAAGUCUAAAAAGAAAAUAAUCAAAUAACACUAAUGCAAGGAAUGGCGUCCAAAGAUCAAUAACUUAACAUUUGUAGCACUUCUUGAAAAAUGGGAAUUUAGAUUAAACCUUACAAAUGUAAAUACUAUGAAAACCUAGCCCUCUUAGGACUUAUACAGGGACCCUAAAUUCUCUGCUUAAUUGUGCUAACUACACUAAUAUCUUGAUAAGCUUACACGUUACUCUUUUUUUUUUGCCUUGUAUUUUUUAUCUGUAAAUCCAUGGUAUAUAUUUACUCCAACUCUUUCACAGUUUACUAAUCAAGACGUAGAACGAAAAUAUAGCAUAUCUAUUUGAGCCAAUGCUAUCACGUGACAGACAUCUUCGAUGUUAUCACAGUACAGAGCAACGAAACUUGAUUACCUGAGGUCAAAAUGCUAUUUAUUCUGCUCUCACCUGAUUGGCUCACAUUUUCACUCUGCAUCGUGAUUGGUUAACUUUUUCAGAGUUGUUCCAGACGAUCUAAGACUCCCUUCGCUCAUCAAACUAUUCAGUUGGCAAAGUAUGAUUGGAAUAUUUACAAAAGCAGCUGUUUAGGUAUGAAAGACUGAUCAUGUUAAAGUGUUUAUAUAUGUUAAUGUAUAUUGUCCCAAUAACAUGCAAGCGGCUAGCGCAUAUACCCACUGAUUUUUCUAUUACACUUAGACACGUUCAAACGAA